Messenger RNA from Acanthocheilonema viteae, 2946 nucleotides. NCBI's taxonomy places the organism in Eukaryota, Metazoa, Nematoda, Chromadorea, Rhabditida, Onchocercidae. The record is from the annotation of a GenBank genome assembly.
AUGGAUGAGCAUUUGCAAACUAUUGCCAAUCUUUCUGCAGCCAAAUUUCGUGAUCUCUGCGCCGCUGCAAAAAAUACGCGUGAAAUGUUGAAUAACGAUGAUAUAACGAUGGUUACAUUGUGCGGUAAAUGUUUCCAUAUACUACAAUUAGCACUUCAGUGCAAGCAUCAAAAAAUUAAUCAAGCUGCUGUUGAUUUAUUUCAGACAUUAAUUCGAGACGAACGUUUUAUGAACAAAGCGGUAACUACUGAAAGUGACACAUUGGUUAUGUCAGCAUUAAAGUCUCUUACUUUAUUACCAGUAAUCAAAGCUCCCAUCCAAUGUCGUAUUCUCACGUUAUGUAUGCAAACAUUUGAGAAUGCGGAAGAAAGAAGUGUUCGGUUGGCUUGUCGCGCAGCUAUUACUCAGAUUUUUAGCUCUUUUUGCACAUUACCGCAGAAUGGCCAUUGUCAGGAACAUAUUGCCAUUUUUAUGGAUGCUACAUCAUUGCUAAAUGAAGUAAUCAAAUGCGCAAAUGUCACAAACCCCCAAUCAGAUCAAAUUAUUAUCUUACUAGAUGCUAUAUAUAGUCUUCUUAGUUCACAGCCAGUUACUAUUGUCAAUCAUCAACCAUUCGUUAAUGUUAUUUGGCGUGAAUUAAGUCCGUGCAUAAUGAAAAUGCUAGGAGAACCGGAAAAGAAUACCCAUGAUGUUGCUGAAGAUAAUGAACCAUUUGGACGAGGCCAAAGGUCAAUGACGACAAAUAGUAAAACGAUUUUUGAUCAUCCCGAAAUUGUACUCUCCCUGUACCAAAUCGUCGAACAAUUGCUAAGAAUUCUUGCUGGUGUUCAUGCAAUGCAAAGCGUGUUAGAAGCAAUAUUUCAUAAAGCUUUGCUCUAUCCAAGAGUGGAUCAGCGUUCUGAAACUCUUCGUAUCAUCCGGAAGAUUACUAAAAAUGAAGAACGUCUUGCUGAUAUUAUUUUGGUUUCGGUGAGCAGCAAAUCAUUAACAUUAUGGAAUAUUAUUGUUGAUUGUAUCGUUGAAUGCAGUAAUUCAACAAACAUUGAAAUAGCUUCAGAAGCACUUCGAACAUUACAAAAUUUUCUAGUCACAGCAUCCCAAAUGUGUGAAGCGGAUAGUGAUGGAAUAUUAUCUGCGCAACUUAUUGAUUCUAUUAUGGCCUAUCUUUCAACAAAUGAUAUCUCAUUAGCUUCAAAUAUCGAUGAUGAUCAAGUUUCAGAAAAGCGUGACAACAAGCAGGACGAUUUAAAGGAGUCAGAAAUAAAACAAAAUAACUCAUUGGUAAAUUUGAAAAGUACAGACGAGGUAACCGAAGUGCUCGAAAAAUUAUCAAAAAAAUAUAAGGGAAGUGAAACGGAUGUGAUGAACGAUUGCUGUGACGUCGAUAAUAAAUUAGCUGAAAAAGAAAUAGAAACAGCAAACUGCUAUAUAAAUAAAUUGCGAAAUGCUAUUCCAAAAUGGCUGCAAAUUAGGAGUACAAUUGAAGUUGAUGAAGCAAUUCAAGAAUUUGCAUCCGAUUUCUUUUCUGAAUUCAUGAUGGCUCAGAAGGAUGCCUUCGAGUUGUACGGUGAGACACAAUCACAUUUCCUGAAUUCUGAUGCUAUCUAUCUUACUACUUAUGCAGCAUUGGCUGUUGUUUUUUAUGAAAACAACGAGCAAACUUUUAACAAGUUUUGGUUCAUCAAUGAAGUGCUCUAUAGUGAUUGUAUUGUAUAUAGCAGUGAUCAUUGGCUUACUGUGGUAUAUGAAAAUUUGAUAAAAUUAAAAAUGGAAAUUAAAUCUUUGGAAGAUGUUAGAAUACCACUGAUAAGUGUUAUUGAAGAUUACACUGGGCACAACGCUCAAGUAAUGAGCGAUGUGCGACGAAUACAGCAAAUGUUUACAAAGCAGAGUAAGCAUUCCUUAGCUGCGUGUAGAGCAUGUCGAUGGCUUUUAUUGGCAACUUGGAAUAAAUUGCUAACAGCACCGUCAAAGCUACUUUCCUUACGCAAUAAACAACAUCGUAUUGCUCGUCCAAAAGCUGCUGAAGCUUUUGAUCAAGCUAUUUAUGCGUUAUUAUCCUUUGCUAAGCUUUGUAUGGAAGAGCAUAAUCAGUCAAUCAUUGCACAACUUGUCGCAGCAACAUGUCCUCUGGAUGAAUUGAGAAGUUUUGCAACUCAAGAAAAAGUUGAUUCCGUCGUAGAACGAUUUAAUCGAUGGCCAUUACGGAAAGCUGAUGCGAUCGCAAUGCAAACCAUUUUAGAUGUUGCUAUUGAUUGUGGACUUCGUACACCAAAAUGUUGGAAUGAUAUCAUUAGAUGCACUGAAUAUAUCUUGGAAAUGGAGAAAUAUUUGUUUGGUAUCAUAAUUCAAGAUCAGACUAGUUGGUUAUCACCUGUUUCUUUCAAUGGUGAUACGGCUGAUAAGGCACAGCAUAUUGAUGAUAUCUUACCGAGCGAUAGUAGUGACAACCUUAACAAUCAUACAGCUUGUCGUAUUCUUCAAUUUUUGAUCUCAAUAAUAAAUAAAUUGUAUGAACGUGUUGGCAAAGAGUUAAAUUUGGCAUCACUCUGUGAAUUAAUGCAAAAUUUGGUGGUAGUUAGUGAAAAUUGCCAAUACUACGUGAAUUCGCAAAAAUCAAAUUCAUUGGCUGAUCCGACAUCUGCUUCGCUGCGCAGUAAUGGAAAGUUAAAUUUUUUUGCUAUCGAAGGCUUGGGAGUUUGCAUAGCGAAAUUAAUGAUUAACGAAGCAAAUGGCUUUUGUUACAAUCAACUCAUCUUCCAGCCAUUACGAAAUAUUCUUUGUGCAGAGAUGUGUUUGGAGGAAUCACAGGAACAAAUUGUUACAUUGUUGGCAACAUUUGUACAUUCACAUGCAAAUAUGAUUGGUUCCGGAUGGCGAUCGUUGUUUAGUGCUUUGAAAGCAUUACGGAUUGAAGAUCAUGCAGGCAUGCUUGAAAAUACGUAA